This is a messenger RNA of Elephantulus edwardii (Cape elephant shrew), 384 nucleotides long. Its product is annotated as histone H2B 1.1-like. Gene Ontology annotation, cellular component: nucleosome. Gene Ontology annotation, molecular function: DNA binding; structural constituent of chromatin; protein heterodimerization activity. NCBI's taxonomy places the organism in Eukaryota, Metazoa, Chordata, Mammalia, Macroscelidea, Macroscelididae. The record is from RefSeq and is a predicted model, not a curated record. The coding region runs from base 1 to 384 and encodes 127 amino acids. The transcript has a single exon.
AUGGCUGAACCUCGAAGUGACCCUUCCCUUAGCCGGAAGGAACCAAGAAAAUCUGUCUCCACAACAAAGAGGAGGAAGAAGUCGAGAUAUCAGCGCCUCUACUGUAGGUACAAGUUUGCCAUUGGUAUUUAUAAAGUCUUAAAAAAAGUCCACAGUGACCUGAGGAUUUCGUGCAAGGCUUUGACCUUCCUCAAUUUCUUCCUGAUGGACGUCUUCCAGCGGAUCUCUGAAGAAGUUACUGUCCUGCUCCGUUAUAGCAAACAUUCAACAAUAACCUACAGGGUGAUCGAGACUGCAGUGCGCCUGUUGCUGCCAAGGAAGAUGGGCCAGUUCGCGGUGUUGGCAGGCAAGAAUGCCAUUGAUAGAUACCACUGCAAUCAGUGA